AUGUCCACCACCGUCCAUCAUGUGUCCUUUCGUCGUGCGCUGCUACAGAGUGGGUUCCACAUCGGUGCGAAGAUUGGCAAAGGAACGUUCUCCUCGGUGCGGCUCGCAAAGCACAUCAAUCGGCGCGGUAAGAUCACGCUUCUUGCCUGCAAGAUCGUCCGGCUGGAUCGGUGUAGCGUCGAAUUUCGGGAAAAGUUCUUCCCCCGUGAACUAGAAAUACUGACCUCCCUUCGGCAUCCUCACCUGCUGUACGUCCAUCGAGUGUUGCAGCUGGAACAGUGCGUUUUCAUCUUCAUGCAGUACGCGCCCGGUGGUGAUCUGCUGCAGUACAUCAAUGAGCACGGGCCGCUCAAGGAAUUGGCCGCUAAACGGUGGUUCGGGCAGCUACUGCUAGCGAUCCGGUUUCUUCACUCGAAAGGUAUCGCCCACCGGGAUCUGAAGUGUGAUAACAUACUGAUCAACGGUCGGCACGAGCUGCUGGUAGGUGAUUUCGGGUUCGCCAAACGCUGCUGGAACACACACGCCGGACACACGUCGGUGGCAAUGCCGGAUGGUGAGCAGCGGUCACAUCAGAACUGGUCCGAGACGUUCUGCGGAUCGGUAGCGUACGCUGCACCGGAAGUGAUCAUGGCACAGCCGUACGAUCCAAUGGUGGCCGAUAUCUGGUCGCUCGGUGUCGUACUGUUUGUGAUGCUGAACUGUGCCACACCGUUCAGUGAAGAUAAUUUAUCCCGCUUGGUGCGACUGCAGAUGGAUCGUAUGUAUGUCUACAAUGAUCUGCUCGCACAACCGCUUACCACCGAAGCGCGGAUGGCCAUCGAUGAAAUGCUGGAACCGUAUCCGCAACAGAGGAUCUCACUGUCACAGCUGAAGAAGCUGAAUUGGUUGCGCACCAAGUGA
Messenger RNA from Anopheles darlingi, 900 nucleotides. RefSeq names its product testis-specific serine/threonine-protein kinase 3 (gene Tssk). Gene Ontology annotation, molecular function: protein serine/threonine kinase activity; ATP binding. The record is from RefSeq and is a predicted model, not a curated record. Gene Ontology annotation, biological process: protein phosphorylation; cellular response to glucose starvation; intracellular signal transduction. The coding region runs from base 1 to 900 and encodes 299 amino acids. The transcript has a single exon. NCBI's taxonomy places the organism in Eukaryota, Metazoa, Arthropoda, Insecta, Diptera, Culicidae.